AUGGCUAACGCACCUCGAGAAGGAAAUACUGUUUGGCUCGUCACUGGCGCCUCGAAUGGGCUCGGCGCCGCAUUUUUACCUCCUCUGCUCUCUCGUCCCGCCACCACGGUAAUUGCUCUCCAUCGUGCCGCCUCUGCAGUUGCCGACUUCUCGGCUUCUAGCAUUCACCCUACCUCCGCCAUCUACACCCACCACUACGAUGCGAAGGACACUGAGCAGGACGUUUCAAGGCUGGCGGAAGACCUCCGCACAGAGCAUGGUAUCGAGCGUGUUCAUGUCGUACUUGCCUCCGCCGGCAUGGUAGAUGGGAUGAAGCCCGCCCUGAGCACCGGCUGGGAUGAAGUUCAGAAGCAUAUGAACGUCAAUUUCGGAGGACCCUUGAAGCUCGUUCAGGGUUUGAAAGGGCUCUUGGGCUUGGAUACCACCACUAGAAGUCCAACUGUCAAUGGACCGAAGUUCAUCCUCAUCUCUUCAUCCGUUGGGUCCUUGGGUACUCCGGAGCCAGUACCAGGAUGUCUAGCAUACGGAUCAAGCAAAGCAGCCGCCAAUUAUCUCAUCACUCGUCUGCACUUAGAGUUGGCGGCGCAGGACUUCACCGCCGUAGCCGUUCACCCAGGCUGGGUGCGAACGCGCAUGGGAUGGCAUGCCGCAGACCAGUGGGGCGCCAGUCGAGAUAUUGUGCCUUUGAGUCCAGAGGAGAGCGCGACGGCAGUGUUGAAAGUUGUUGAUGAGGCGACCAGGGAGAAAUCCGGCGGGAAGUUCUUGAGUUAUGAUGGGAGUGAAAUGGCUUGGUAA
Exophiala aquamarina CBS 119918 is the source of this 795-nucleotide messenger RNA. RefSeq lists its product as uncharacterized. The record is from RefSeq and is a predicted model, not a curated record. The transcript has 2 exons. Bases 1 to 795 code for a protein of 264 amino acids. Gene Ontology annotation, molecular function: oxidoreductase activity, acting on the CH-OH group of donors, NAD or NADP as acceptor. Lineage: Eukaryota; Fungi; Ascomycota; Eurotiomycetes; Chaetothyriales; Herpotrichiellaceae.